Nothobranchius furzeri (turquoise killifish) is the source of this 5057-nucleotide messenger RNA. Lineage: Eukaryota; Metazoa; Chordata; Actinopteri; Cyprinodontiformes; Nothobranchiidae. The record is from RefSeq and is a predicted model, not a curated record.
CAAGCUGUGGAGGAUGAGGAGAACGGAUAGAGACGGGGUGAAGCAGAGGGAGGAAAAGAGGAGGAGCCAGCGCUGCUUGUGCAGGCUGAGUCUGAGGUGAAGGAGACGGAGCGGUCAGGAGAGAGGAGCGUACGGAAGGGAAAGUGGCAGAGAAGGACACGCCCAUCACAUGAUAACAGCAAAGGACAACCUGGCAACUUUUCCUCCUGUUUUAUUCCCUGUGGGAUGCACUAAAGUCGGAGUGGAGAUGAUUUCCCGAAUCGGUGAAAUUCACAGGUUUGUGUUCAGGUGGAAUUAGAUGGAGUCUGGAUUUGUGUCGUCAAACUUUCUCUGAUAUCCGCAUAAGUCAUGGACUGGUGAAAUUCAGUUGUUGAAUCCCCAAAACACCUUUUUAAUAUUCAAACAUGACAUGAGAAGAAUGUUGACCACACGUUCUGAGCAGAACUAGAUAGAAGAAGGGACGUUUACUGAGAAAAUGUUCUCUAGAAAUCGCUUCAAUGGCCAACAUGGAGCAGGAGUGUCCCCCAAAGGAGGGGAAAAGUCAAAAAUGCAUCCACCCAAGAAGAGGGCUCCAAAUCCCAGAGUAGCACUGGUCAUACGUGGUAAAAUCCAUCGGCUUUUGCAAGGGUCUACAGACCACCGUGUCCCCGAUUCUCACCUCUGUUAUGAACAAGAAGAUGAGGCAGAGAUGCCUGAUGGUAGGAAAGAGCUCAGGAGUGUACAUCCAAAGGUCACCCCAAGGCCAGAAGCCCUCACUCCAACAGUUUCAAUCACUAAAAGACACGGAGCAACAUCAGGACCUCCGUGUGUUGGAGAAGUGGAGCUGAACAGACAGGGGUGUAUAAGGAUACCCUGCACUUUACAGCGAAAAGGCAGCAGACCCCCAAGUCAAAAACGAAUAUCAUUUGAGAGCGGACUUCCAGAAUCUCCCGAAUCGAUACGACCGCUCCCAGACUACAUGACGGUUGACUCGGACAUGAACGGGGUGAAAUUUGCAUCGGGAUCUCAAGAGUUUGCUUCACCUCGCGUUCGACCCAAAAGGCCAUAUUCCACUGGUGAUUGUGUGGACUACAACUUCAACAGAGCCCUACCAAAUACUCUUCUGGAGGAGGAUGAGGAUAAAGAUGAGGCCUCAAGUGCCAUUAUUGACCACAUUCUGAAAGAGCUGAGGGGCAUCAAUAAGAUCCAGGAGGAAAUUUCUGACCUCAGGGAUUACCUGACGUCAGUGCGAGGCUCAGUUGAGGAGGUAUCCUCCUGUGUAGACGCUGUAUUGUUAGAGAUUGAAGGUAUUCGUUCUAGCAACAAAGGAGCCUCGGGGACAUGGUCAGGAAUGGGGUGCAAGGAUGGACCUUCUGGGCGAAGAAGACCAGUCAGUGCUUAUGGAAGUUUAGGGAGUCCAGUACCAAAGACAGAUUCUAACUGCUUCCCCCCUUCAUGCAAUGAGCAUCAUAGCAUGCAUGGAGAACUACUACUUACAAGGCCAGGAAAGUCUACCGUGCCCCACAUUCUUGCAUCAACCAAUCAUCAGGAACUGGAGGAACCUGAUGAUGCCUCUGACCAUAGUUCAGAUAUACCAGAAGGUGCAACAGCAAGAAAUUUGAGUUUGGCAUUCCUUGAACCCCAUGAUGUCCAAGACUGUCCAAGUACCAGUUCUUUGUCUUCUGGCCAUAGCUCCAAGUCUGACUCUGAUCUAGAGAGGUUACUAUCUAGUAAUGCCAGAAAGGAGCUAAUAGUUGGAAAUGGAGAACAUUGGGCUAACACCGUGCCAUCACAGAGUAGUGCUAAGAAUUCAAUCUGGCAUAGAGAAGCUGAUUACCUCAGGGAUGGAGAUCUAGAAGGCAAUGAAAGUGAGAGUGGUCUUUGUUGUGAAGGAGCUGGAAGCUGGGAUCACUACAGAGGACCAGAGGGGUAUAAUUCAUCAAUACCAUGUUCCACAGGAAGCUCAGAGCAACUACCCUUUAGGUCCAGAAAGCAUUACAAUUCAACUUCCAGUUUUUCUAGCAGGGAAGAACGGCAGUCACGGAAGAGAAGACCUCAAAGCCUGUCAAGAAUUCAUGGUCCAACCAGCACCAGCCUUGGAAACUCCGCUGUGGGAUACGAUUGUUCAGCUGAUUUGUCCUGUCCUCAAAGUUCAGGGUACCAUUCAGUCGAGGGCCGCGAUGGUGCAAGAGGGGAUUUUGAGUUUGAGCAAAUGAGUGAGGUGAGCUUCACCACAAACUGUGAUGUUCAUCUAGCUUAUGAAGAGUCUUCAGAAAUGACAUGGACAGAGGCAUCUUUAAGCACCUCUGGGUAUGAUGAUGCACAGCCUUUCACACAAAAGACGGACUCCAGUAACCAACUCCCAUUCCCUGAGGGGGCAGAUGCCCAAGCUGAAGGUUCUACUGUCAAACGCAUCGGACGAGCUGUACUUGAUUUUAGCUCUGCUUUGAGGGGUGCAUUAUGUAAACUCGAUGUACCUGCAGCAGUAAACCCUGAGGAGCAAACUGACUUUGAAUUCUCAAUGCCUUCUGACCUGCCUAUAACUGAGCUGCCUUCAAAGUCUUUCAGCUAUGAGGCAGACAUUGAACAGAUUCUUCACACCCACAGAGGUGAUGUGCUUGAAUGUAGUCAUGCUUCUAAGAAACUGACCAAACACAGUACUAUUGAAAAAUUAAGUAAUUUCUCUGGGGAGCCAGUGCUAGAAGAAACCAUCAACAGCCUUAAACAGUUUUCAGAGGCUUCCCCAAGCUCUCUAUGUUUGGAAGAGACAGCCCCAGUCCCCGAAGAGCCUAAGGCAUGGCCUGACUCUUCAAUACCUGGCAACCUUGUAGAGAAACCUGUGAAACACUCAUCUAAAGAACUUCCAAAAGGUCCUGCAAGUGUGCCUCUUAACACUCAGCAAUCACAAUGCACCUCAGUACAAUCUUCCUUCUCAAUCUCAGUUGGUGAUUCUGCCGCCCUGGAAGGGCUUGAACAAGUUGAGGUGCCAAAACAAUCCACCAUGGAUGUUAUUGUGGGCUCCAUGGUGAAAUCAGAGGGAGGUGAUGCAGAGCAAUCACCAGACAUCAACCAGGCAGAUGAAUGCAAGCUGAAGUGUCUGAGGAGCUUUCAGGAGAUUCUCCGGGAGAAGAGGGAGACCAGGCGCAGCCUUGGCAGCAUGACUAUGUCCUCCUUGUCUCAGGAGGACUUGGAACCAGAUGGAAGUCCAGAUGGAGAUCAGAACCGAGAUCAAGAUGCUGAUCCCAGUAAGACCCCAUGGGCCAAGCCAGGGUCUUUCAGAGGAAGCACUCCUUUUGGGAUUGACAGCAUGCCCGACCUUCGGAAGAGGAGACCCAUUCCUCUUGUUAGUGAACUGGUGAGGAAUCACAUUAGAUCUGCAUCUUCAUCUGGAUCAAUUCAUUUUCAUCCUCGUUCCUUUUCUGACUCCUUGCCCGUAAUGAUUCUGCUCUAGCUCAUCACGCAGUAUUCCUCUGAAUUGAUUAUAACCUUAUUUAUUGGUGGGGCCUAGUUCAGCCUCAGAUAGGCACGCUGUCACCUGCUGCUAUGCACCAUCUCUGGUAGUUUUCACAUGUCAGCACAGCAGCUGAUUAAUGAACUAACUGGCUUAAACACAUCCAUUCCACACUCAUACAUCCUAAUAAAGCCUUUCCUAUUAUUAAAACAUUCAUUCCUGAGAAGGGUUCCCGGGAGCUGGUGUCUGUCUUCAGAGACACCCUGGGACACCUUGGACAGGUCACCAAUCCAUCACUAACUAGACAUGCAGCCAGUCAAACCUAGGGACAUCUUAGAAGUUAAAUGUUUUUACACAUUAAUGAUUUUGUGUGAUUUGUGUUUUAAUGAACCACCUAAAGCGUAUCCUUCAUGGGUCUGGUAAUGGUCCGCUCUCCUUCACCUGCUAGAAAAGAUCCAGGGAUGCACUAAACAGCGCUCCCACAGCGGCGUGUGUUUCAGGGUCAGAGCUUCUGUUUCUGAGGCCAUCCUGUUUGUCUCUAAUGAAUUGUUCUUACCUGUUUUUGUCUUCCUGCAUGUCUCCUCCCUGCGUUUGUCGGUGCUCAGGCUAUGGUGAGUAAAGCUCCAGUCAGACCUUGUGGUCCUAGAGGGAGUCAUGCGGGUUGAACGUGUGCAAACACAAACAGAUCAUAAACGUCAGUCUGAGUCAUUUAGCUGAAAGUGUUUAUUUUACCUCUGAGUUUUCCUUCACACAACUUCCACCCACAAACAUGAAGAGCUUGAACAGCGCAGAUCAGAGCCCUGCAACGUUUUCACAGCCGUCCUGCUGGAGCCAGUCACCGGUGGGAGGCGUUGUGACUGACUGGAGAGCAAAAAAUAAGACUUGAUCAUUCAAAAAGGACAACAGUGUCAUAAAAUAAGGAUACUUCACAAACAGAAACAAACCAGAACAAAUGUUUUAUGACUAAAGCCCCAGGCGUCAGUUUGAUGCGACUUUAAAUGAAAAUGUGGGAUUUUUGUGAAUUGUGGGCGUUUGAAACACAUUUUUACGAAGAUGCCUUUCACUGUUGAUCAGUAAUAAAAAAUGAUUAAACAAAUCCUCACCGGCCACACUUCCUCACUUUGCUGUUUUACAAACAGUUUGAGCAGAAAAGCCACUCUUUCAAGUAUACCUGAGACUCCCCUCAGGCGUGGUUGAUGAGGCUGAAGGGCCACAGGUAGCAGAGCGGUGACCUGACCUCCACGUUUUCAGAAAUCACACCUGCUUUAUUACAUAAGUCUCCUACAUGAGGAAUCCUUCAGCUCGGCGACACAUCCGUGUUAGCGUGACUCCCAACUGGAAGCACAGGAAACGAUGUAAAAUGAUAAAAAUGCAAACGAGUGGACACAAACUUGUCUUUUUCCAUCAACAGCCUCAAAACUCACUUUAGGAGAAAAUCUAGAGCGUAUUUUUUAGUCCUUUUGUGAGGAGAUGCUCGAUGACAAAGCCCCUCACCAGAUGUUUAUCAGGACUGAGAGAGACUCCAGCUCGGUGCUUUACACCUGCAGGCUCUGGUCUCCUUCUGUGGCUUUGCUGCUCCGAAACUAGAUCAGAAGGAUCUGAGUUUGUAAAAGAAAAGUGUCAUUAC